CUUCGAACUUCACUUCUGUUGUCAGUUGUCAGCAGUCUUCUUCUAAAGAUCAAGUUAUAAUUCCAGAUCAUGACCACAGAAGCUUUUGAUGUGAUGGUGGUUGGCUCCUGUAUGACCGACUUAGUGAGCCAGGCACCAAGGCUACCUAAAGCAGGAGAAACCAUCCAUGGUCACAAGUUCUUUAUUGGUUUUGGAGGAAAGGGGGCCAACCAGUGCAUCCAGGCUGCUAGGCUUGGGGCCAAUACUGCCAUGGUCUGCAAGGUCGGAAAAGAUUUCUUUGGAGACAAUUACAUCCAGAAUUUCAAGGACAACGGUGUGCACACAGGCUUUGUUGGUCAGGCCUCUGAUGCAGCCACAGGAGCCGCCUCCAUCAUCGUGAACGAUGCAGGUGAGAAUGUCAUUGUGAUCGUAGCUGGUGCCAACAUGCUGCUGGGUAGUGAGGAGCUGCAGAAAGCUCUACCAGCCAUCACUCAUGCUAAAGUGCUCGUGUGUCAACUGGAAGUCAGUCCACAGACGUCUCUGCUAGCACUACGCAUGGCUCAGGAAAACAAAGUAAAGACAAUAUUCAACCCAGCACCAGACAUUCCUGACAUGGAUCCAGAGUUCUACAGUCUCUCUGAUGUGUUCUGCUGUAAUGAGACUGAGGCUGAGCUGCUGACCGGUUCCUCUGUAGCCAACUUGGAGGAAGCGCAUCGCGCCGGUCAGGAACUGCUGAAACGAGGCUGUGCCUCAGUCAUCAUCACCUUGGGUCCGCAGGGCUGCGUGGUGUUCAAGGCACAGGAGUCUGAUCCAAAAUAUGUACCAGCUCUUGCCGUCACAGCAGUGGACAGUACAGGAGCUGGAGACAGCUUCAUCGGAGCACUGGCUUUUUACAUGGCUCAUUAUCCCACAAUGCCUCUGGAGGAGAUGGCACAGAGAGCCAAUCGGGUGGCAGGAGUGAGCGUGCAGGCUGUGGGCGCGCAGACGUCGUUCCCCUUCAAAAAGGACCUUCCAGCUCAACUGUUCUGAGAACAGCUCAUCAGCUGCUUCAUCAGCUGCUUGGACCAUUUAAAGCUGCUUUAGAUAAACCAUUAAACAGAUCAUAUUA
Messenger RNA from Solea senegalensis (Senegalese sole), 1087 nucleotides. It is a transcript of the gene rbks, whose product is annotated as ribokinase. Bases 70 to 1008 code for a protein of 312 amino acids. The transcript has 9 exons. The record is from RefSeq and is a predicted model, not a curated record. Gene Ontology annotation, molecular function: ribokinase activity. NCBI's taxonomy places the organism in Eukaryota, Metazoa, Chordata, Actinopteri, Pleuronectiformes, Soleidae. Gene Ontology annotation, biological process: D-ribose metabolic process.